CACCCACCUUGCACUUCUGAAAAUAAUUCAACUUCCCCAGUCCAGUAUGAAACAUUAAAAGUUCACUCUUCCUUUAUGAGAUCUCACAUCGUUUGCCCCUCUAAAAUCAAUAAUCAAAUUUCCACGGCUGCCUUCUCUGAGAAGCAGCUGUAAUUACCCCCAAAUUACAGGAGGUGCUCAGCACAGGGAUCCUCUGGUUUCAGCACAUAUUUUCAUUGCUCUGUAGUGUUUUGAGAGGCUGAAGGGUGGGAUGCAGCUACAGUGACUUUCCAGAUUCCUAACAGUGUGAGGGACUGUUUUUAAUAGUGAUGAUAAAAACAGUUAUUCCCAGUUGGAGGUUAGUCAGUGGUACAAUUAUCAGAGCUAUGAAAUAGUGCAGAGAUGGCUCAGAAUGGGGAAAAAAAAACAACCCACACCAACUCCAGCUUGUAGCUUAUUUUCUUGAGGGAGCUGUUAGAAACUAUUUCCUGCAGGCUCACAGAAAAUUAGUCCGAGAUGUUAAACGCUGAGAGAUGCAGCUGAUACAGCUUGGUUAUUACUUUGGUAAUUCAGUUCUCAGGCUAGCAGAAUGCAGCUGGCUUGCAGGGAAGGGUUUUGGUAGCAAUGUGUUGACAAAAGGCAGUGCAAUGAGCAGGACCUCUGGAGCUGGCAUGUUUAAUUUGCAAGGUUAUGUUCUUCUGUUGUGAGCACCACAACAGCUGCUCUGCUGGGAAGCCUAAAAAUGUGCUGAGUGGUUUCACAGCAAACUAACAGUCCCCAGCCUGAUAUCUGGUGCAGUUAAAUCACCCUUCUGCAGAAAAAACAGUUUGGGAUGCUCUGUUUUUCUGUCUUUUCUGAUCUCCUGCUGAUUUGUUUCCUUAUUUUCAUUUGCAUUUCUAAUGUUCUGUCCUAGAGGUGCAACCUUGAAAAGACAGUAUUAUUUUAGGAGGAAGUUUUUCCCCCAGAGGGUGGUGAGGCACUGGCACAGGUUGCCCAAGGAGGCUGUGGAUGCCCCAUCCCUGCAGGCAUUCAAGGCCAGGCUGGAUGUGGCUCUGGGCAGCCUGGGCUGCUGGUUGGUGACCUGCACACAGCAGGGGGUUGGAGCUGGAUGAGCACUGUGCUCCUUUGCAACCCAGGCUGUUCUAGGAUUCUGUUGGUACUGGGGGGGAGCACUGAGCUAUAUAGGAGCAUGCUUUUCCUUGUUCCUCUUGCUGAUGAAGAUACUUUCACAUUAACAAGCCUUCAAGUGCAGGUACAGGUUGCUGGAUGUUGAAGACGAGGGUGAGAAGUGAGAGAUGUGCAGCACAGCUCCUCGCAGUUAAUGAGGCUGCACUCAACUCUGCAAAACUAAGCAAGGAAGGGAAGCAUCUCCUGAUAAGGAUCAGCCUCUGUUAAGAAAUGCUGUGGUAGCUAAGAGGCAUUUCUAGGUGGGAGAGACACUGUGAAGCUCUGUGCAGGGCGAGGAGAGCUGAGGAGGGAGCCUUGCAUGUGAACCAGGAUGGACUGGCUGUGACGGCGUGCCUUAGCUGGAGGGGGAGUUACGAUGAAGAGUUCCUGCAGAGCUGGCCUCCACAGGGAACCACUGAAUUCUGCAUCUUCUACCUUCCAUCAAGUCAAACGGGUUUCUGGUAUGCACUUAAAGCCAUAUCUCAAGUUACAGAGGAAAGAGCGAUCAGAAAUAAGCCAGGACUCCCUCAGAGGCCCACCUAUGACCCAUCAGAGGUCACCCCGAGAAGACAAAUACGCCACCAACUGCACCAAACUGAGCGUUUUCCCCAAACCCCCCCUUGUGAGUCCAUCUCGAAAGCUUCUGGGAAUUAUUUAUCCAAAUACUAUGUGCAAUAUGAACGGGAAAGGUCCGGCAGAUGGUCUGAGCGCCAGGGAGAAGAAAAACGUCCUGUCGGCAACGAUCCAUCAGGGAGAAGAAGGGGAAGGGCCUCUGGAUGUGUGGGCCGUGGUGAAGCCCGGCAACACGAAGGAGAAGAUCGCUUUCUUCGCGGCCCAGCAGUGCAGCAGCAACAACCGGCUGGGCUCCAUGAAGCUCAAAAGCACGUGGGAUAUCGAUGGGAGAACGGUGAAACGCCGGAAAAAAACGGUAGAUCUGAAAAAAGCCAAGCUCCAGUUGGAAAGGAUGAGAGAGGCGAAUGCCAGGUGCUCCCAGCCGGAGCCUUUCGCGUGCGGCAUCGAGCACUGCUCGGUGCAUUGUGUGAAUGACAGUGGUGAGGGGGUGUUCCCGGGCAGGUCCCUCUCUGUGAUAGAGAUGGUUGCGUUUCUGGAGCAGCGAGCAAGUGCUUUACUGGUAGACUGUGCUAAAACUUGCACGUCUGCCUCCACGGCGAGGCUGAGCGCUGUGUCUAAAGGUGCUCUUCCCAGCUCUGAGCCUUUCUCUGCCGCCGGGCCGUGUGAGGUACAUGAGAGGGGAAGCUGUGGUGGCAGCGAGCAGCAGCAGAGCGAGCCGGUGCGCGUCCUGGACAUGGUGGCCAAGCUGGAGUCGGAGUGCCUGCGGCGGCAGAGCGAGCGGGACGGCGGCAGCCUGUCGCGCAACAACAGCUUCCGCAGGAACGUGGGGCGGGUGCUCCUGGCCAGCAGCACGCAGCCCGCUGCUGAGCCUGGCAGGGCCUCUGUAGGCAGUGUGGGUGAAGAGCUGGGGGCGGCGGGGGCUGGCUGCGGAGCCAGGUGUGGGGAUGCUGGGCUGUGGGAUGGCGCUGCCUCUGCUCCGCAGCCGUUCCCUCCUGGGUUGGAGGGGAAUGCGGGUUCGGGACUUGCUCAUGCUGUGUUGGCCAUUGCGGCUGGAAGGAGCGAUGCUGAAAGGCGGGUUGAGCCUCCCAGGGCUCUGCCAGCCCUGUGUCCGGCUGUGGCUGGGGUGCUGGCGGAUUCCUUGCCGAGCAAGAGCACGAGUGUUGAUUGUACGUCGAAAGAAGCUGUGAUCCUCUCGAAGCAGAGCCUGCAUCCUGCUAGGAAGGAGCCCUUGUGCAUCAGUAUAUCGGUCGCCAAGAGUGAUAGGAAAGAGAAGCUCCCUCCCUCCAGUUUGAGUGAAGACCCCCUCCCAGGGAGGUUGUUUUUUCUCCAGGCUGAACAGAAUGCCGCUCCUGCACCACAGCCGCUGCAGGAAUGUACCCAAGGGAAGCCAGGAGAAGGAGUGCAGAACGAGGAUGAGGAGGCUGUGGAAUCUGACAAAUCGUGUGUCGGGACCAGCGUCUCUCCUGAGCCAUCAGCCCUUUCUGUUCCCCCUCCAGAAGGUGCUUUGCAAGUACUCGAUGCUUCCUGCUUGAAACGGCAGGUCUCGCAUGACUUUUUGGAGACCAGGUUUAAAAUCCAGCAGCUUCUGGAACCUCAGCAGUAUAUGGCUUUCCUGCCUCACCACAUCAUAGUGAAGAUCUUCGGCUUGCUCCCUACGAGGAGCCUGGUGGCCCUAAAAUGUACUUGCUACUACUUCAAGUUCAUCAUCGAGUACUACAACAUCAGGCCAGCAGACUCACGUUGGGUCCGCGACCCCCGCUACCGAGAAGACCCCUGCAAGCAGUGCAAGAAGAAGUACGUGAAGGGGGACGUGUCGCUGUGCCGCUGGCACCCCAAACCUUACUGCCAAGCUUUACCCUACGGGCCUGGCUACUGGAUGUGCUGUCACAGGUCCCAGAAGGGCAUCCCGGGCUGUAAGUUGGGUCUCCAUGACAAUCAUUGGGUUCCUGCCUGCCACAGCUUUAACCGUGCUCUCCAUAAGAAGACCAGAGGAGCGGGAGCCGAAGGAGAAGAGGAAUAUUAGUGCACAUACACUUUCCUGUGAGAUGGUUUGGGGUAGGAGGAGAUUCUCAUGCCUUGUGCUGUUUACAGUGUAUAUAAUUGUCGUGUUUUUCACAGGGCUAUGAAACUGCACAUACUUCAACACAAGAGCCUUUACCUUUUAGAAUAAAGAAAGCUUUUAGUCCAUCUAUGUAAAUAACACUAUAAAAACUAAUUGUACAUACAGAGUCUACAGCUGGCUGAACAACGUAAUCACUACAAUGCAGCUAUGAUAGUGUUGCGGCUAUAGGUGUGUGUGUUUUUAAGUGUCUUGUUUCAAAAUCUGUAUAUCCUGUAUAAUAUAUGAAUGUUUCUGAGAAGAAACUCUAAAUAGGUAAAGGCCAACCUGGUUAAAGAAUCUUCAAACAACUUAACUGGACAACCUUAAAACUAGACUAGAACAGAAACAUGACAGUAGUGGUGGCAGCGGAGGAAAAAAAGAGAGGAAUAUUAUUGUAUAGUCAGAA
This is a messenger RNA of Lagopus muta (rock ptarmigan), 4226 nucleotides long. It is a transcript of the gene FBXO34, whose product is annotated as F-box protein 34. Bases 1523 to 3742 code for a protein of 739 amino acids. Gene Ontology annotation, molecular function: protein binding. The record is from RefSeq and is a predicted model, not a curated record. Lineage: Eukaryota; Metazoa; Chordata; Aves; Galliformes; Phasianidae. The transcript has 4 exons.